This is a messenger RNA of Melospiza melodia melodia, 4337 nucleotides long. RefSeq names its product serine/threonine-protein phosphatase 6 regulatory ankyrin repeat subunit C. Gene Ontology annotation, molecular function: protein binding. NCBI's taxonomy places the organism in Eukaryota, Metazoa, Chordata, Aves, Passeriformes, Passerellidae. The record is from RefSeq and is a predicted model, not a curated record. The transcript is spliced from 29 exons. Bases 57 to 3275 code for a protein of 1072 amino acids.
GGAGCCGCCGCGGCCGGACCCGAUGCCGGGAGCUGGGCGCUGAGGGCGGCCCCGACAUGGGGGUUCUCAGCAUCACGGACCAGCCCCCUCUGGUCCAAGCCAUCUUUAACCGGGAUGUGGAGGAGGUUCGGUCGCUGCUCAAUCAGAAGGAGAACAUCAAUGUGCUGGACCAGGAACGCCGGACCCCUCUCCACGCUGCUGCCUACAUCGGAGACGUUGCAAUCCUCGAGCUGCUCAUCCUGUCAGGUGCUAACGUGAACGCCAAGGACACGGUGUGGCUGACGCCGCUGCACCGCGCCGCGGCCUCGCGCCACGAGAAAGCCCUCCAGCUGCUCCUGAAGCACUCGGCCGAUGCCAACGCGCGGGACAAGCACUGGCAGACCCCGCUGCACGUGGCCGCCGCCAACCGGGCCACCAAGUGCGUGGAGGCGCUGCUGCCGCUGCUCAGCACCGUCAACGUGGCCGACCGCACCGGGCGCACGGCGCUGCACCACGCCGUGCACAGCGGCCACCUGGAGAUGGUGAACCUGCUGCUCAACAAAGGUGCCAGCCCCAGCACGUGUGACAAGAAGGACAGACAGCCCCUGCACUGGGCGGCCUUCCUGGGUCACCUGGAGGUGCUGAAGCUGCUGGUGGCGCGCGGGGCCGAUGUCAUGUGCAAGGACAGGAAGGGUUACACGCUGCUGCACACGGCGGCCGCCAGCGGCCAGAUCGAGGUCGUGCGUCACCUGCUCAGGCUGGGGGUGGAGAUCGACGAGCCCAACUCCUUCGGGAACACGGCGCUGCACAUCGCCUGCUACAUGGGGCAGGACGCGGUGGCCAACGAGCUGGUCAACGUGGGGGCCAACGUCAACCAGCCCAACGAGAAGGGCUUCACCCCCCUGCACUUCGCCGCCGUCUCCACCAACGGCGCCCUGUGCCUCGAGAUCCUCGUCAACAACGGCGCCGACGUCAACUUCCAGAGCAAGGAAGGGAAGAGCCCCCUGCACAUGGCGGCGAUCCACGGACGGUUCACGCGCUCGCAGAUCCUCAUCCAGAACGGCAGUGAGAUCGACUGUGCUGACAAGUACGGCAACACCCCCCUGCACGUCGCUGCUAGAUACGGCCACGAGCUGCUAAUUAGUACGUUAAUGACCAAUGGUGCUGACACUGCCAGGCGCGGCAUCCACGACAUGUUCCCCCUGCACUUGGCCGUUCUCUUCGGGUUCUCCGACUGUUGUCGCAAGCUGCUUUCCUCAGGUCAGUUGUACAGCAUCGUGUCCUCGCUGAGCAACGAGCACGUGCUGAGCGCCGGCUUCGACAUCAACACCCCCGACAACCUGGGCAGGACCUGUCUGCACGCUGCUGCUUCCGGAGGGAACGUUGAAUGUCUGAACCUGCUGCUGAGCAGCGGCGCCGACCUGCGGAGGAGGGACAAGUUCGGGAGGACCCCCCUGCACUACGCGGCGGCCAACGGCAGCUACCAGUGCACGGUGACGCUGGUGACGGCCGGGGCCGGCGUCAACGAGGCCGACGGCAAAGGCUGCACGGCGCUGCACUACGCGGCCGCCUCCGACACCUACCGCAGAGCCGAGGCUCACUCAGGACCCAGCGAGGAGGAGCCCCUGAAGGAGUCGAGGCUGAAGGAGGCGUUCUUCUGUCUGGAAUUCCUGCUGGACAACGGUGCUGACCCCUCCCUGCGGGACAAGCAGGGCUACACCGCCGUCCACUACGCGGCCGCCUACGGCAACCGGCAGAACCUCGAGCUGCUCCUGGAAAUGUCCUUUAACUGCCUGGAGGAUGUGGAAAGCACCGUUCCAGUCAGCCCUUUGCACUUAGCUGCCUACAAUGGUCACUGUGAAGCCCUCAAGGCUCUGGCUGAGACGCUGGUGAACCUGGACGUGCGGGACCACAAGGGCCGCACCGCGCUCUACCUGGCCACGGAGCGCGGCGCCAGCGAGUGCGUGCAGGUGCUCACCAGCCACGGCGCCUCCGCCCUGGUCAAGGAGAGGAAGAGGAAGUGGACGCCUCUCCACGCUGCAGCUGCCAACGGGAACACGGAUUCCCUGCACCUCCUGAUCGACAGCGGCGAGCGGGCGGACAUCACCGACGUCAUGGACAUCCACGGCCAGACCCCUCUGAUGCUGGCCAUCAUGAACGGCCACGUGGACUGUGUCCAUCUCCUGCUGGACAAGGGCUCCACGGCCGACGCCGCCGACAAGAGGGGCCGGACCGCGCUGCACCGGGGGGCUGUGACUGGCUGUGAGGACUGCCUGGCCGCCCUGCUGGACCACGAUGCCUUCGUCCUGUGCCGGGACUUCAAGGGCCGCACCCCGAUCCACUUCGCCUCGGCCUGCGGGCACCUGGAGGUGCUGCGGACGCUGCUGCGCGCGGCGCUGUCCACCGACCCGCUGGACGCCGUGGUGGACUACAGCGGCUACUCGCCCAUGCACUGGGCCUCCUACAGUGGGCACGAAGAUUGUCUGGAAUUGUUACUUGAACACAACCCGUUUGCAUACCUGGAAGGAAACCCCUUCACUCCAUUGCACUGUGCAGUAAUUAACAACCAGGACGGCGCUGCUGAGAUGCUGCUGGAAGCAUUGGGUGCCAAGAUUGUUAAUAGCAGAGAUGCCAAAGGAAGGACCCCCCUUCACGCCGCUGCCUUCGCCGACAACGUCCGGGGGCUGCGGCUGCUGCUGCGCCACCAGGCGCUCGUGGACCCGGCCGACAAGAUGGGCAGGACCCCCCUGAUGGUGGCAUCGGAGCACGGGCACACGGCGGCACUGGAGUUCCUGCUGUUCCAAGCAAAAGCAAAUAUUACUGUGCUGGAUGUCAACAAGAACACAGCUCUUCACCUGGCCUGCAGCAAGGGCCAUGAAAAGUGUGCCUUGUUGAUCCUGGGGGAAACCCAAGACCUUGGCCUUAUCAAUGCAAGUAACAGUGCUCUGCAGAUGCCGCUGCACAUCGCGGCGCGGAACGGCCUGGCCUCGGUGGUGCAGGCCCUGCUCAGCCGCGGGGCCACCGUGCUGGCUGUGGAUGAAGAAGGUCACACCCCAGCCCUGGCGUGCGCCCCCAACAAGGACGUUGCCGACUGCCUGGCACUGAUCCUCUCCACCAUGAAGCCUUUCCCGCCCAAGGACGCGCUCGGCUCCUUCAGCCUCAGCCUCCUCACGAACUGCGGCAUCGCGGCCAAGGCGGCGGUGCCGGCGUGCGGGGCCCUCCCGAACGGCUCCUCCUGCCCUUACUCCAAGGAACGCCACAGCGCCAUCGGCCUGGACGGCUGCUACUCGGAGUGACCUCCUCCUCCUCCUCCCUCCUCCCCCGACCACGGGUGACCCGAUAUCUUUAUUCUAUUUAUUUAGAAAUUCUAUAAAUAUAGGGCACUUUAAAGGAGAACAAGACCGGGCGGGCCCAGCGUGGGGUGGGUGGGGGUGAGGGUGAGGCCGAGAGUUCGGGGUUUGUGUGGUUCCAGUGGGGUCACAGCGGUGCCAGUCUCGAUCCCUGUGCCCAGCCUGGAUGGCAGGAGGUGGAAAGGGCAGGGUUUGGGCUGGCACAUCCCCAGUCCCAUUCCCUGUGCCCAGCCUGGAUGGCAGGAGGUGGAAAGGGCAGGAUUUGGGCUGGCACGUUCCUGGUACCCUCCCAAACCUCCCUGGCAUGGAAGGGGCAAGAUUUGGGCUGGCACAUUGCUGGUACCCUCCCAACCUUUCCUGUCUGGCAGUGUUUAGGCUGGCACAUGCCUGGGGUGGAAGAGCAGGAUUUGGGCUGGCACAUUCCUGGUGCCCUCCCAACCUUUCCUGGCUGGCAGGAGGUGGACAAGGCAGGAUUUGGAGUGGCAGGAUUUGGGCUGGCACAUCUCUGGUGCCCUUCCAGCCUUCCCUGGCUGGCAGGAGGUGGUGGAAGGAACAGGAUUUGGGCUGGCACAUUCAUGGGGUGGAAAGGGCAGGAUUUGGGCAGGCAGGAUUUGGGCUGGCACGUUCCUGGCACGUUCUCAACCCUCCCUGGCUGGCAAGAUUUAGGCUGGCAGGAUUUGGCCUGGCACAUCCCCUGUGCCCUCCCAGCCCUCUCUUAGCCUGGAGAUUGAAGGGCAGGAUUUGGGCUGGCACAUUCCUGGCAUGGAAAGGGCAGGAUUUGGGCAGGAUUUGGGCUGGCAGGAUUUGGGCUGGCAGGAUUUGGCCUGGCACACCCCUGGCAUGAAAAGGGCAGGACUUAGGCUGGCACAAGUCAGCUUCUGUUGAAUUUUUCCCCUCAGGGUUGGUGGCAGCCAUUUCCUCCCAGGUUUUUGUUUCCCUCCUGGCAUCUUUGUUUCAUUCCUGGUGGUUUUUGUUUCCAUCCCAAUGGUUUUGUUUCCUUCCCAGGGU